This is a messenger RNA of Nannospalax galili (Upper Galilee mountains blind mole rat), 4851 nucleotides long. It is a transcript of the gene Pja2, whose product is annotated as praja ring finger ubiquitin ligase 2. Lineage: Eukaryota; Metazoa; Chordata; Mammalia; Rodentia; Spalacidae. Bases 237 to 2357 code for a protein of 706 amino acids. The record is from RefSeq and is a predicted model, not a curated record. The transcript is spliced from 10 exons.
CCGCUUCUGCUUCCGCCGCCGCCACCGCCGCCGUCGUCGGUACAGCCGCUGCGCGUUCGGCGGGGGAGGAGUCGGAGGCGGAGAAGAAGGCGGUGGUGGCGGGUGGAGGAUCGAGCGCUGUUCUCGCUCAGGAGCCGCUGCACAUUUCGGAAUCUUUUGCAGCUUAUCCACUGUUUGAAUAAAAACAAAACAAAAUCCAUAAUUCUACUGAGCUGGGCACAUAGACACUGCCAUAUAUGUCACAGCACACAGAAAAAGAGCCCUCAGUAAUGGAUCAAGAAUCCAACAAAGCUGCUUGGCCUAAACCAGCAGGAGGAUAUCAGACAAUUACAGGCAGGAGAUAUGGAAGAAGACAUGCUUAUGUCAGUUUCAAACCGUGCAUGACCAGGCAUGAAAGAAGCUUAGGUCGAGCUGGCGAUGACUAUGAAGUAUUGGAACUAGAUGAUGUUCCAAAGGAAAAUUACUCAGGUUCCAGUUCACUGGAUCAAGUUCAUUCUCCUUUACCCAACGAAACUACAUUUGAAAAAAGUGAAACAGAAAUUCCCAGUUGUGGUGUAACACUGAAUCAAACCACUGAGAGCAGCCCAUCCUAUGCCACAGUAUGUCAUAGUGAGGAAGUCAGGGAGACCUUAGAAAGCAAUAAGAAUCUUCAUAAUAACUCUGAGACAGAGUAUACUCCAGGAAUUUGUAAUGUCUCAAGUGUCCAAAAUGGAAUGUCAUUGGUUCAUACUGACUCUAAUGAUGCAGACAGCAAACAUGGUAAAAAUAAUGACUGUCUUCAGCUUUCUCUAGAAGCUGUGGAAGGUGGUAGAUGUCAGGAAGUAUUAAGCAAUAUAGUAUUUGAGCUGGAAAAUGGAGAGGCAGAGGUGUACACUGAUCUUUCUCCGUCAGUUCCAUCUCUCAGCUGUGAAAUAACUGAUGAGUUUGAAGAGUUAGAUUCAGUACGUUUAGUGAAAAGUUCUGAUAAUACUGAGUUUGUCCAUGAGAAUGGGCAGGAAUUUCAGAGGUCUUCUCAAGAUGACAUUGUUAGAGAGAAGCAACAAGAUAAUACCAACCAGGAAAGACAGGCAGAAAAUUCAGCUCAAGAUGUAGCCUGUGUUCCAGGGCAUAUUUGUAAUGAACAAAAUACCAGUGACAACUGCCAUGGAAGUUCUCCUGAACAGGUAGUGAGGCCAAAAGUUAGAAAAGUAGUAAGUUCAAGCCAGGUAGACCAAGAAACAGGUUUUAAUAGGCAUGAGGCUAAACAAAGAAGUGUUCAGAGAUGGAGAGAGGCUUUGGAAGUUGAGGAAUGUAGCUCAGAAGACCCUUUAAUAAAGUGUGAAGAAUUUGAUGGAGAACAUGAGUGUAUGUUCCUGACUCCACCUUACUCAAGAGUUACACAGAGGGAAACAGAACAUAAUCAUGUAACAUCAGAAAAUGGAGCCACAGCAGGAAGGCAAGAAACUCGGGAUAGUACGUUUUGGAAUGGCUGUGGAGAUUAUUACCAGCUCUAUGACAAAGAUGAAGAUAGUUCAGAAUGUAGUGAUGGGGAAUGGUCUGCUUCUCUGCCUCAUCGAUUUUCUGGUACAGAAAAAGAUCAAUCCUCAAGUGAUGAAAGCUGGGAAACUCUGCCAGGAAAGGAUGAGAAUGAACCUGAGCUACAGAGUGAUAGUAGUGGCCCUGAAGAAGAAAACCAAGAAUUAUCUCUUCAGGAGGGGGAACAGACAUCUUUGGAGGAGGGAGAAAUUCCCUGGUUACAGUACAAUGAAGUCAAUGAAAGCAGCAGCGAUGAGGGAAAUGAACCCGCCAAUGAGUUCGCACAACCAGAAGCUUUCAUGCUGGAUGGUAACAACAACCUUGAGGAUGACUCCAGUGUGAGUGAAGACUUAGAUGUGGACUGGAGCCUAUUUGAUGGCUUUGCGGAUGGACUGGGAGUUGCUGAAGCUAUCUCUUACGUGGAUCCUCAGUUCCUCACCUACAUGGCACUAGAAGAACGCUUGGCCCAGGCUAUGGAGACUGCACUGGCACAUUUAGAGUCUCUUGCAGUGGAUGUUGAGGUGGCCAAUCCACCAGCUAGUAAGGAAAGCAUUGAUGGUCUUCCAGAGACCCUUGUUCUAGAAGAUCACACUGCUAUUGGUCAGGAGCAGUGCUGUCCGAUCUGCUGCAGUGAGUAUAUUAAGGAUGAUAUAGCAACAGAGCUGCCCUGCCACCAUUUCUUUCACAAACCUUGUGUCUCAAUUUGGCUACAGAAGUCGGGAACAUGCCCUGUUUGCCGCCGUCAUUUCCCACCUGCAGUCAUUGAAGCAUCUGCAGCUGCAUCCUCUGAACCUGAUGCUGACUCCCCACCUGCAAAUGACAGUACUACAGAAACUCCAUAAGCCCUAAUGUUGAAAUGAGAUCAUUCUAUCAAAGUAAAUCUGCAAAUUCCUUCUAAAUCUGAUGUGCAAAUAAUUAUAUAUAAAUAUAUUUAAAAUGCUAUAUAUAGUAUAUGCCAUAGUUUAGAAAGAGAGUAUUAAACUUUCUAAACUGAAUUUAGGUUUGCAGAAAGUACUAAACAUUUUCAAGCUGAAUGUUAAAGCAGUGCAUCCAUUUUCUUUAGUUGAAUAUGUUGGUGUUAAUUGUAAAGUCAAGCUUAUGGAUUAACUCUCCCCAAAACAGUCAUCUCUGUGGCACGUAUUACUGGUUUUGUCUAAAGUCCCGCCACUAAGAGAUUAUAAUUAAGCUCUCCUAUUUGCAUCAAAUGUGAAGACUGAUCACAACAGUAGUGAAAGUUUGGUUUCAUUGGAAAUAAAUUGAAUUCUAAAGCAUGCUUUUUCACUGGUCCCUUUGCUUUUGCUGCAUCAAAACCUCUUAGUUCAUAAUACUGAGAAGGUUUUAAGAUAGUAUCUACUUUGCAUUUUAUUUUAAAAUUAGAAUUCUUGAUCAAACAAAGGCUGAAAUUUUGGCCAGAACAUUAAAAACAAUAAAAUAAAAUCUUAGAUGGUUAGGUGAUGAGGUAUUCAGUAAACAUUGGAUGUAUUUUAAGUAACAUUAAUAAGACAUGUGAAGAAGCUGGUGUGCCCAAUGCUUGGCACAGUUAGAUGCAUUUGGCCUUAUGAACCACUGUCUAAGCUCUUACCACUCUGCUUCUACCUUGCUACUUGGGGAAUACUUGAAUGUCCAGAACACUCUUGGCAUAUUUGUUUAAGUUGAAUGUAGUUAGCUUUAGGUAGUUUGGGUUCUGAAAUUUUUCAGAAGGUCUGAAAACUUGCACAGGGUCAUGCUUAUAAUUAUAUAGCUCCAAAUAAAAAUUGCACAGCUUUUAGGUGAUCACAUCCCAUAGGCAAGUUUGUACAAAUAUGGGUAUAACAGAUAGCUUACAGAUGUGAUUUGAUAUCCAUGCUAGAGGACAGUGACUUCUAGAAUAUCACAUUUAAGCAAGUAAAAUAGUAAAGUGCAUAAUAAGUGUACACUCUCCAUGUGGUCCACUCAUAGAUUAGCUUCAGGAUGAUUUAUAUGGCUUCCCAAAUGCACAGUUUCAUUUAAUUUGUAUAAUUUCUCUGAGUAUUUAUAUUCUUUCCCUUUUCUCCAUUCUUAAAAAUAAAUGAAUUUUUGCUGUUGGCACAUUUGAGGCUUAAAUAUAAGGAACAUAACACUUGCAUUCUGAUUUUUGCAUAUAUUGUAAAUGUGGCUGGUAUUUACAGCAAAAUACUGUGUAUCCUUUUAUGGGUAAAACAAAAGUGAACAUUGCAUGCAUGUAAUGUGGUGAAUUUGUAAUUUAGGGGUUCUUUGGGCUUCUGUGACUUUGGAUGCUUACAUUCAGGCCUUAAUGUUGCUUUAGCUAGCAUGUUUUCCUUCCAGUGUAUAUAGUCAUCAUUGUAUAAACUAAUCUUUGCUUGUUUUCUACUCUGUGAUCUUUCCGUACCAUAUUUCAUUGAUGAUGAGUUAGUGUCAAGAAGUCACACCAUAUUAACAUAAUUCUCAUGUGUAUAUUGUGGAAAUUUGUGGCUAGUGUGAUUUUUUUUGUUUUUGUUUUUGCUUCCUUUCAAGUACUGUUGAUUGGUUGUGGCACUUACUGGUUAAACUUACAUCGCUACAGAUUGCUCUGUAAUAAGCCACACAUUAUAUUUAGGCAGUAUUAAGGGACCUUGGUUUUCCUUCUAGGUAGCAGCUGUCCCAAAGAAAAUAUUUUUUCUUUGCCUAUUAAGAUUUAGCUAUUAUCUGCCAGUUGUUAAGAGGUUUGGUUCCAAACUCGACCAGAGAUUUGAACGUAAGAUAGCUGUACUUUUUGCUUUCCAUCUGUUACCGUCCUUCAUUGUUGGCUCCCUACUAUGUAUAAACAGCUGCUAUGAAGGAGAAAGUUGAAUAAGACUUAGUUUAAAUUUUUUUAAUGAGAAAUGAGGUUUUAGGAUGUUCAUGGUAACAAGCCAGUAUAAGCUGAGGCUGACAAGUUCAGACCCAAUAUAUUAUUUGAUCUUAUCUUGGAUCCUUUUGAAAAAGCUAAGAAUAUAUGAAGGUAAAUUAGAAAUAGUAAAAAUAUUAAUAAAAUAUCAUUUAUCUUAUUUCUCUAUUGUAUGUUGUGACUUGACCUAAUAAUUUUAUUUUUGGACAUUUUCUUCUUGUAAUAUGAAUGCUGAUAUUUAAGGUUAGAUUCAUGUGGUUUUCUUUUGUAUUUCUUGUUUAUCUCUAAGCUAACUAACUUUUAAGAUUAUUUGUGAUCAGAAUUUAUAUAUAAGCUGUUAAAUAUAUAUGAGCUGUUAAAAUGGAAUGCAAGUUUUUCAAAAGCCCAGGUCUAAAUGUAAUGAUUGGUUUAUUGUUCUUCAAUCCCAGCCCAUCAUUUUCUGUGUAAAUCAUAAACAAUAAACAGGAUAUACUCAGUGUUCAUUUCUAAUA